Molecule: messenger RNA, 2349 nt
Organism: Eucalyptus grandis
Lineage: Eukaryota; Viridiplantae; Streptophyta; Magnoliopsida; Myrtales; Myrtaceae
Product: disease resistance protein RUN1
Exons: 4
Coding region: 100-2220 (706 amino acids)
Biological process (GO): defense response; signal transduction
Molecular function (GO): ADP binding
Source: RefSeq, a predicted model, not a curated record
UAAAAGGCGUAAUGAGGUCAACGCUCCAGAUUCAGACUUGCGAACUCCAUCGACUUCAAUAAAGUUUGAUCAUCUUCAUCUCCAUUCGAGCCAGUCUGUAUGCAAAUGGAUUUUCGUGAUCCAAUGGCCGUUUGUAACUAUCGAGUGUUUCUCAGCUUCAGAGGACCAGAUACGCGCCAUAACUUAGUCGAGUACCUCUACGACAAGCUCAGACGCCUGGGGAUUGUGGCAUUCUUAGACCGCGAAGAGAUCCAGUACGGUGAAUGUAUCGGUAGCAAGAUCAAGGAAGCCAUCAAGCGCUCCGACAUCUGCGUCCCUAUCUUCUCCCAAGACUUCGCUUCCAGCCCAGCUUGCCUGAUGGAAGUGACCCAAAUGGUGGAGUCACAUAAAGAAAUUCAUCCCAUUUUCUUCUUCGUCGAGCCCUGUGAUGUUCGCCACCAGCGGGGAACAUAUGGAAAGUCCUUCGCCAAGCACAAGAGCAAAAACAGUUAUCCCGAGUCAACCAUCAAAAAGUGGGAGGAUUCUCUGAAUGAGAUUGCUCAUAAAAAGGGGCUGGAAUUCAAGAAGGCUGCUCUGGAGGCUGCCCUAAAGGAUGGUCUGGAGGCUUCUCUGGGAGAGAAUGGUGUUAUAAAGGGACCGGAAUUCAAGAAGGCUGCUCUGGAGGCUGCUGUUGGUGGUAUAAAGGGACGGUUUUACGACGAUCUCUUCGGCGGGUUUCGAGAACUAGAGGAUUUCAUUUCAGAACUUUGGAAACUCUUGAAAAUGGAUGAGCAAGGAUUGGCUAAAAAUUUGGUUGGAACAGAGAGAGAUGUGCCAGAGAUGAUGCGAAAGCUUGGUUUCGAUUAUCAGAAUGGACAAAUUGUCAAAGAACGGAAGAUGACAGUGACAGCGAGAUGGGUUCUUGUAGUGUGGGGUCUGCCUGGGGUUGGCAAAACCACUCUCGCAAAGGAGGUAUACAGCAAAAUCCGUCACCUCUUUGAAGGUUGUAGUUUUCUUGAAAAUGUUCGGGACAACUUUGAACAGAAAAGAGUAGUGUCUCUGCAGAAGAAGUUGAUUCGUGAGCUCAAGAGAGGAGAAUGUCCCGAAGUGGAAUCCUUCACUGAAGGUACCACAGUGAUAAAACACCUGUUCCAAAAAAACAGAGUUCUCAUCGUACUAGAUGAUGUGGACGACUUUGAACAAAUCGAACCAUUGGCUAAGGAGCUAACUUGGUUUGGUCCGGGAAGCACAAUCAUCCUCACAACCACAAAAGAAGAUGUUUACAAGGUUCGGAAAAGCGAGGAACAAGACAUUUUCUAUGAGCAUGAGCAUGAGGUUAAACUUAUGGAUGAAAAACAUGCUUUUGAACUUUUCCGUGAGUGUGCUUUUGGAAAGAAUGAUCUCCCAAAGGACCACGAGAAAAUGUCAAAAGAAAUCAUAUCUGCUGUCGAUUAUCUUCCAUUUGCUAUUGAUUUUGUGGGAAGGUCUUUGUAUGGGGAGAGCGAAAAGGAAUGGGAGCGGACUUUGGGUGAGUUGAAGGCAAAGCUGAUUGACAAAGUCAAAAAAAUGUUGUUGGCAAACUAUGAACUUUUGAGCUAUGAGGCAAAACAAGUAUUCCUUGACAUAGCAUGUUUCUUUACGGGAAUUGAAAAGACAAUGCCCUGUCACAUGUGGGCUGCACGUGGCCUAGGUAGAGGUGUUGAAGAGCUUAAGAAAAAGUCCUUUCUAAAAAUCAAGGAAGAAAAGGAGUUUUGGAUGCAAGGCCAACUAAUAUUGCUGGGAAGAGAAAUUGUCGAGGAGGAAAAUCAUGAUAAUCCUAGGAAGCGCAGCAGGCUGUGGGAUUACAAGGAUGUCCAAAAAAUAUUGCGGGAGAAGAAGGGUAUAUACAAGGUUAUAUCUCUUCGAGUAGCCUCCAAUUUCAAACGAAUUGAUGGUGAAGCAUUUCGUCAUCUAUCGAAUCUGAGGUUUCUCGAGUUGGACAAAGUUGAUAUUGAAGGAAAUCCUGAGAAUAUUCUUCCUAACCUAGAAUGGCUUGAUUGGUGUGGGUGCCAAGAGAAAUCUAAGUUGUUUGCAUUCGAUAUGGAAGACCUGGUAAUUCUCAACUUAUGUUCAAGUUCAGUCCAAUUGAGUUUGAAAGACUGGGAACAAUUGAUGGAGAAGGCUCAGAGUUUGAAAGUCUUGAACCUAAAAGAUUGUACUUGGAUCAAUGCAUCUCUGAAUUCCCUGCUUCAAGGCAUUUAAAAUGCUUGAUCGUGGAAGGUUGUUUAUAUUUAAAGCCAAAUGAAACCAUUUCUAAUUUUGAGAAUUUAGUUUCCUUAAACAUGAAGCAUUGCAAAUGGGUUAAAGAUUUGCCGCAAGCGCUGCUAUCCA